Stegodyphus dumicola is the source of this 3774-nucleotide messenger RNA. RefSeq names its product protein CNPPD1. Gene Ontology annotation, biological process: regulation of cyclin-dependent protein serine/threonine kinase activity. Gene Ontology annotation, cellular component: cyclin-dependent protein kinase holoenzyme complex; nucleus. NCBI's taxonomy places the organism in Eukaryota, Metazoa, Arthropoda, Arachnida, Araneae, Eresidae. The record is from RefSeq and is a predicted model, not a curated record. Gene Ontology annotation, molecular function: cyclin-dependent protein serine/threonine kinase regulator activity; protein kinase binding.
AAUUUGCAACUUGCUUCGUUUUGGAAAGUUACUUCACGAACGAUUUUGUUGAAUCUAACCAGCGGAUGAUAGAAGGGUAGGUGCAAAGUGAAAAGUUAGAAACUUUACAAACUGAAAGUUUCUCGUACAAGAAUUGUGCUGCAACUGUAGGAAAACCAUGAUAUCACAUUGUAACUCUACUCUGUCUGGCGUAACAGAUCUGCUUUCUAAAAGCUGUCUUUACUCAGAAAAGAAAAGUUCACCAAAUAAGAUGGAAAUGGAAAUGGAAAAUCCUGAAAUGAUUGAUAAUGUGUGCGAUUUGGAUGAGCUGGAAGAAGUUUUUGUUGACCACCUUAUUAUGAGCAAGCGCAUAAGAAAGACUUUGUAUGCCGGUGAUUUCAAUGGCUUUACUGAUCUUCCUGAUCACCCUCCAAUUGCCUUAACAGGUUUAGCACUGGAACUAUUUUCGAAAGCUGUACCAAAUUAUGGACUGGAUAUUUUGGAUAUGGACUAUGUUUCAACUGCAACUAAGGCUGCCCAUAUUUCUCCCUGUGCCAUGAUUUUAGCAUUGAUAUACUUAGAUAGACUGCAGAGAAAUAAUAGUGAAUAUUUAGAAACAGUAUCACCUUCAGGUCUUUUUGUCGUUACAAUGCUGGUUGCUUCCAAAUUUCUUUUUGAAAAUGAUGAGGAUAUUGUGACAAAUCAAAUGUGGGCUGAAGCUCUUAAUUUUGAUAUUAAAGACUUAAAUGAACUGGAAUAUGAAUUUUUGUCAGCAAUCGACUGGAAAGUGUUUGUGGAUUAUUCGGAAUAUUUCUUCUACUUAUGCAGCAUUGAAAAAGUUGUAGCUGUUAGACAGUCAUCUUUGCGGGAUUGGUUAUCAUAUACUGAUAUUUGUGUUCUGAUACAAGAUCCUGCAUUUCAAAAUUUUUGGACAUCUUGUGUUAGACAGAUUGCCAAGGCAACAGUUUUAUGGACUGUUGGAUAUAUUACAACUGCAUUAGCAUUAUAUGGAUCAGGAAUGACCAUGCAUAGAUUAACUAAGUCUGUCAAAGACUUAUCUGCAGACUACAAAGUGAGUGAGUUGCAGUCACAAAUUGCCAUAUCCUUCAGAUCUCUCCAUAUUCCAUCCCAACAUCUCUUUGAUGAUGCUCAGUUUGAGAAAAAAUUACAUUCAGACACAAUUACUUCUACACAUCUUUCUGGAAACAACGAACAGCAUGAUAUUACUUAUGGACUUCAGGAAAUUGUGCCAUGUGCGUGUCACUCAUUUUCAUUUAAAAAGAAAAGUGAUAUUUUGUCCUGUAGACAGGAACUUACAAAAGCACCAUUGUCUAGUAACUUAAGAUCAUAUCCCAUUUCUGAUUUUCAUAAUUAUUCUAUAAAUAAUCACUUAAUUUUCACAAACCACAAUCUGACGCAUACUUCACAAAUGGCUACGUAUAGUAGUUGCAUUUUAUUGGUAGUUCAAUAAUAUUCUUGAGAUUCAAGCAUUUACUAUUUUUGCUGAACUAGAGGUAGUUAUUUUGGGUGUUACUUUGUACAUAUAUAAUAUCUAUUAUAUUUUUAUGGAAAAUUUUAAAUUUUUUAACAGUUUUAAUAAAGAUUUAUAUAAAAUAAAUUCUUCAUAGAAUUCUACUUUUAUAAAUAAUUCUGUUUAUACUCCAAAAUAGUUUUUGCUUUUCUUUCAUCUUUAAAAAACUAUUGUACAGAAUAGUAAGAAUAUAGAAAUUUUAAAUAUCAUUAGAGGCAUAUUUUUUUUUCUUCUUUAUCUAAUAUUUGUUUUGAAAUACUCAAUGAUUUCUAAGAAAUUUCAGCUCCUUCUUUUCAGUAUCAUCUUUUUUCAUUAUGCAGAUUUUCUUUGCAGAGUAACUUUUCAGUUUCUUGUGAAAUCACAGCAGUUUAUUAAUAUUUAAAAAAAUUAUUUUAAUAAUUGCAUACAAUGACUAAAUGAAUAAGUAGUUAUGUGACUGAAUGUCAUGUUUUCUUUCGUAUUUGCGAAGAUUUUUAUAUCCUUAUAUGCAUUUAACUUGAUCAAAUCUAUAGAAAUAUUGUUGUUUUCCUCAGAUAUAUAAUGGGGGAGGGCGCACCAUGAACUUGUUAAAAUCGAAUGAAACGUUGAUAUAUGUAAAUAAAUGCAAUAUUAGAGUGAAAGAUUAUUUUUUGGAGAAACUGCAAUUCAAAGAUGGCUGUAGGGCCUUUCUAGCUUAUAUAUGAGAUGUGGUUUAUGCAGGCAUAUAACUUCCAUAUGAUAAUCCAUGCAUAUUUCUCUAUAAAUGUGCAACUAUGCAUCUAGAUCCUGCACAUGCUGCUGAAGCUGACUUCAUAGCUAGUUCCAUAAAUGCUUGAUUGGUGCUAAAUCCGGUGACAAGCAGGUUAGGAAACUCAACCUAGAAAACUUUGUUAUGGGAGAGAAAGCACCACUCUGAGGAAAGUGUGUAUUGUAAGCUGUGCUGGGAGAAGCAGCAGACUGCUUCAGGACAUUUUGCCUAAAUUACUUAAGUGUUGCUAUUCUUUGCAUCAUUGCUAGAGGUUAUCAGUUGUAUCUGACAGCUUUUCAGAUUAGCACCAGCACUUGAGCUGUGUGUCACUCUAUAGCAAAAGCACUUGCUACAAGGCUUAGAUUCUUGAACAUGAUUGUUGGCUCCCAGAGAGAAUUUGGAUUGCUUGCUAAAUAAGAUACAGUUCCAAUUCAGGUUUCUUAUUCCUGCUGCAAACAACAAAGGCAAUGAUGGCUGGCUGUGAGUGGCAGGAUAUAUAUAUAACGGGCACCAUAUGCUAAAUUUCCAUCUCUAAGUAUUUUGAUGCGAUUCAGCCAUAUAUGAUAUCUUCAGUCUAUAAUGAAGGUACCACAUAUGGUUGUUAGUAAAAGAAAUUGAGCUGUCUUUGGUCCAUUAUUAGAUAAAAAAAAAAAUCGUGUGUACCUAUGAUCUGUUCAAGUUGUGUGUAACCUGUUUGUUAUUUUUACAUGCCAUCAUUGCUGUCAUCAACUAAAAGCUAGAUUCUUUUUGAGAUGCUCAUCCCUCUUGCUAAGCGAUAUGUCCUCUUUUGAAAUCUUGACUGCACAAAAUGUCUGACUAUGUUAUAGAGGCAUAUUCGAUCUCUCAGCUGCUGAAACCUAUGCGACUCUAGAUGGCAAGAUCUAUCAAGUGAUGAAACUUCAUGUUAAGUUUGCAACAAUCCAAUAGUUCUGCAGGGAGCAUAAUACACCCUACAGAAUUUGUGAAUUAACUCUGAAAAUCAAAGCCUUCACUAACCUGUAUGUUAAAAUACCAAACUGCCCAAAAUGGUUUUCGAGAGUCAAAAACAAUUUCCUCCCUUCCACAUUCAUCAACACAUCAAGAAGAGUGAAGAUUUCAAAUGACAUCCCUUCUACUUCUAACAAAUAAAUCCUUUUAGGACAAGCUGUCUGCAAUAAACUGAUACAGUGCCUUUGGGGAAAAUGCACCUGCUACUGCAUACCUUAGGGGAGGGAAGAAAACGACAUCGGAAUUUCGGCCGUUUGGGUCGGCUGUGGUCGUUUGAAUGAAAAGGUCAAAGAGGUAAUGUAUGCUAGAGUAAGUGCAUCAGAAGUAAAAUUUAAAAAACUGGAAUUUGUACUGAACUUUAACAUCUCUCUUCCUCCCUUUUUUAAUGCUUGAAGUAAUAGUUACCUGAAGAUAAGUAUUUUUGAAUAGUUGUUCUUGAACAAAUGUAUUUAAAUGAAUUACUAACGUAUUUCCAAAUUAUGUAACUCUCAUGUUAUGUUACUGGCUUAUAAUGAAGAUUAAUAAAAAAUCAACUUUAAUGGGAAGCAUA